GAGCAUGUUAGAGAAGCAUGGAGAGCUGGUAAGGUAGACCGAGAAAUGCAGUGCUACAGUGUGUGUGUCUGUGAGGCUGUCAGCAGCGCAACUCGUCAUCUUCUCUUCAGGGACCAUGAUGUGUUAUGGAGCUACGAUUUACAGAUUCACUGCAGUAGAGGGGGAUGCAGAUAGAAGUUCACCUUGAGCUGGAGUCCAACAGUGCCACUCACACACACACACCUCUGGGAUUACAAGAAAUGCUUAUAGCCUAGAUCCCAACAUCAACAGGGAUUUAAUUGGAUCUGACAACCUGCCAAACCAAGAGUGUCUUCAGAAUCUUUAACUUUUGGAUUGCUGGUCCAGACUUAUACAGAACGUCUGACAGCGAGGCUCUAAAUUGACAAUCUUGGGCCAGAAAUCAAACAGGUAGCCUACUUGCUUUGGCAGAAACUUGCCAGCUGUCUCAAAACCAGACAGCAUACAGAACCAAGAUUGUGACACCCACAGCUCACACUGGAACCCCGCAAAGCCACGACCAAGCAGGUCCUGCAGCCCAGGGACCCUGGAGCCGGCCUGACCUUGGACCGUCGGUCACCUGAACCCCUCCUGGCACCGGCAGAGACGUCCAGCAUGUCUCAGACCGGAGGACGGUUCCACAACAAAAAGGCUGGCAUUCGGGCCGCCGUGAUCCUGAUCGGACUCCUGCACAAGUCUCGCAAAGCCAAGGAGAAGGAGAGAGAGAAAGAGAAAGAGGAGAGCGAAGGGAAACAGGAGCUGCUGAACAUUUCCACCGUCCCUCUAGGAGAAUGUCCCCCCUCACCGCCUCGCACUGCACCACCGAACAUGAAGUCUGCAGAGUUCUUCGAUAUGCUGGAGAGGAUGCAGGAUGACUAUAUCCCCUACCCACGAAUAGAAGAUAUACUGGAGAAAGGUGGUCCAUACCCUCAGGUAAUCCUGCCACAGUUUGGGGGUUACUGGAUUGAGGAUGUGGAGGCACCAGCAGGGACCCCCUCCUCCUCAGAGUCCAGUUUCUGUGAGGAGGAGGAUGGAGGAGAGGGCAUGAGCCCUGGUGGGGGACACAGCUACCGCCUGGAGUGUAAUAGCACAGCCCGCGCCUACCGCAAAUAUUUCCUAGGCAAUGAACACAUGAACUACUACUGCACAGGCAGCAGUAUAGGCAAUCUCAUCAUGUCUCUGAAACACGAAGAGGCUGAAGGACAGGAGUUCCUACGCAUCAUGCUCAGGUCGAGGAUCAAAACAGUCCAUGACAGGAUCUCGUUAGCGGGCAUCAACCAGCUGCCUAGUGUACCCCAGAUUGCCAAGCUUCUGUGUGACGAUGCCACAGGGCUGAAGUUCAACCCGGUCCUGUACCCUCGGGGAUCCCAGUUGAUAGUGGCUUAUGAUGAACACGAGGUGAACAACACUUUCAAAUUUGGAGUCGUCUACCAGAAGUUUGGACAGACAUCAGAGGAAGAGUUGUUUGGGAACAAUGAUGAGACGCCAGCUUUCAAGGAGUUUCUCAGUACCAUGGGAGACAAUAUGGAACUUCAAGACUUUAAAGGGUUCCGCGGUGGGCUGGAUGUAUCCCACGGACAGACAGGGUCUGAAUCUGUCUACACUGUCUUCAGACAGAGAGAGAUUAUGUUCCAUGUGUCAACCAAGCUUCCCUUUACUGAAGGAGACGUCCAGCAGCUCCAGAGGAAAAGACACAUAGGAAACGACAUUGUGGCCACCGUCUUCCAGGAAGAGCCCACACCGUUUGUUCCAGACAUGAUCGCAUCCAAUUUCCUGCAUGCUUACGUGCUGGUGCAGGUUGAGAACCCCUGUACAGAACACACAACAUACAAGGUGUCAGUUACAGCGAGGGAGGAUGUGCCUCCUUUUGGACCCCCUCUACCGAACCCAGCUGUCUUUAAGAAGGGUCCUGAGUUUCGAGACUUCCUGCUGACAAAGUUGAUCAAUGCUGAAAACGCCUGCUACAAAUCCGACAAAUUUGCCAAACUAGAGGGGCGAACGCGAGCUGCGCUGCUGGACAACCUCCACGACGAGUUGCAUAGACAGAGCCAGGCCACGCUGGGUCUGGGCCAGGCGGGAGAGGAGGACAAGCUGGAGAACGGGGGACACGGGGGUCUGCUAGAGUCCUUCAAGAGAGCCAUGCGUGUCAGGAGCCACUCCAUGGAGACCAUGGUGGGGUCCCACCGUCACAGGAGCCCCGGGGUAGGAGGUGGGGUGCCCGCCAGCGUGAGUGGAGGAGGGCUACCGCAAAGCACCAGCGAAUGCACAAAGAGCACCUUCACUCCUCCUGUGUUGUCAGCCAAGUCUCCUCUGAAGAGCCCAGUGAAACGUCGCUCAGGCCUCUUCCCUCGUCUCCACUCCAGCACAGAAUCCCCAUCAGACAAACACACACGCAGUGAACAAAAGCCUGCAGAUAUCUACCAGCUGUCCCAGGAAGUGAGGUCAGAGACAUUAUCCAAUCCCAGCUCACCUGAGAUCUGCCCCAACAAAGAAAGGCCGUUCAUCAAGCUGAAAGAGUGCGGCAGCGGCAGGCCGAACAUCUCUCGUUCUUCAUCCAGCACCAGCAGCUUCAGCAGCACCACGGGAGAAACAGAAGCUCUGGAAGAACUGGACACAGCCGGCCAUCCCUCUAUAGCAUCCUCUUCUGCCUUUAGUCCUUCCCUCAGUGUUGACAGCCAGGGAUCAGGUACCCCUGUCAUCAUGUGCCGUAGUCCAACAGAUGUGAAAAGUAAGACGUCACCAAGGUCAAAUUUGAAGUUCCGCUUUGACAAAAUGAGCCACUCAUCCACAACUUCCGAGUAGCUUUGUGGAAUGGAAAUAUCAGACUUGCACAACAAAGGGACUGCACAGGUUGACGGAGCAGCAAAAAGAAAGAUGACAACAACCACAACCACAAAAUAACCAUAGAACCACUUCCCGAUGCCACGGAUAAUGUGAAAAGAUGACAUAGUGCACCAGAGUCCCCACACACUAUAACCUAACUGACAAUACUGUGAGCGUAUUAUUGAGGUGAAGCAGCUACAGAAAUUAGUCAAUACUUUGCCGUUGUUACAAGUUGCUGCAUCUCAGUUGUUAAAUGUUCACAUCACAUGAAGUCCUAGCAUGGCUGUAAUACUGUGAGUGCAGGCUGAGCUAGACUCUGCCUCAGCUUUUUGUAAAGCAUCUAGUUUAUUAGAGAAAUACAGGGAUCUAGAAGAAUGGUAACAUGAGACUAUGGCCGAACUGUUACUUGUUAUCUGUUCGACUGCUGAGUGCUCAGUGGAAUUGGAAAUGUCAGACAUCAGGAUGUUCCCUUUUUGCCUUUGCCCUUGAAUGGUACGUCUGGAAGCAGUUCCUCUUUUGCCUAAAAAAACAGUACGCAGGCAAACACAGACAUGCACAGAAACAUAUUGUAGACUUACAGUAGCAGCGUUUUGGAGAUGACAACACGGGGAGUCUCAGUUCUCUACUGUACGAUCUGAGCUUGUUCGUUGCCUAUAAAAAUGCUUUUCUAGAAAACACCUUUGAUUUUCGAGAUGCUUUUGUAACCUUGCUAGCUGCUGCAUUGUGUCUACUGCACUAUUAACUCGACAUUGCUGAAACUCAGUCAAAAUACCUAUGACAGCAUUUCUGUACCUGUAAGGGUAACUUCAAAUCCCUGAACUCUAGUGCUUGGUUAAUGGAAAUUAGCUCAUAUGGAGCACAGUAGGAGACACUGCCAACACAUUUUGCCAUGCGCUUAUUUUAGCCAAAGCCGCGCCUUACAAUCUAUCAAAAGCCCUUUUCAUCACUGAUGCUCUCUCUCUCUGUCUCUUUCUCUCUCUCUCUCUGUCUGUCUCACUAUGUGAGAGGACAAGAAUCUUCUGGAUCCGCUUACAGCACAGUCGUGGGUAGCCGAUUAACACCCACAUAUACUGAAAAUAGACGGUGCACCGAUGAAAACAUUUCACCUUCUGAUACCUCCCAUUGAAGCUUGCUAGCUCGGUGUAUCUGUGGCUAUGUUUGUUGGAACUUUUGAACAGGAAAGUCUCCUGGGUUUAAACCUUCCAAGCAUUUGCGCUGAUAAUAAUGACUUGAAAAAAAGAUGCUUCAGGUUAAAUGAACCUUUGAACCACACAUUGAAUGUGAACUCUUUUUUUUUUUGUAAUUUUGAUUUGACGCUUUGUUAGUUGUUAUUACAAAGUCUCUUAAAGUAAAUUGCAAAGCCAGGUGCUUACAAGCACAACAGGACAAUAGGUCUACUAGUCCUCAACUCUAUCAUAACAUUAGCCUGGAGCUGCCUAAACUAGAACAAGUGAAGGUGUGUGUUUGCUAAUCAAGAAAAAGCUUAAAGACACCCAGAUGUGUUUCCUGUGUGACCAAACAACCAAGCAUGUAGGUCUUUGAAAGAAUGCAUAUGUGCUCUUACUGUAGAGACAACCAUUCCUGGAUGGCGAGAUAGUGUGUGAAGUUCUGUCACAUGAAACUCAAAUUCUAGAGAGGCAGUUCACCCAAAUUACAAACACAUAUGUUGUAAUUUGGGUGACUUUUUAUUUUUGCAAGAAAGCUGUAGAAAAGCUGAAAGAAAGUUCAGAUUUUUUGACUUUAAGGAACAGCUUGUUGACUAAUACACACUGUGCUCAGUUAGGCCAGUGAUUACCUUGAACAAGGAAGCAGGGACAGAAAUCACACAAAAACAGGAAGUUCAGAUGUACUUUUGUUUGUAGCAGGUAUCGCCUAAAUGCUCUGCAGCCUUUCCUCUGUUAAUAUGCUUAACUUAUUCAUAUGAAAACUUAUUUUGCCUUGAUGUCAUGUACAAAUGUAACUGCAGAGUAUGCUAAUUAAUAAGGUAAAAUGAUUAAAGGAAAUACAUUAAUUUAAAAGAUGUCUAAACAUGUAUAUGUAUAUUUGGUUAUGUA
Molecule: messenger RNA, 4874 nt
Organism: Perca flavescens (yellow perch)
Lineage: Eukaryota; Metazoa; Chordata; Actinopteri; Perciformes; Percidae
Gene: rap1gap2a
Product: RAP1 GTPase activating protein 2a
Exons: 22
Coding region: 613-2799 (728 amino acids)
Biological process (GO): regulation of small GTPase mediated signal transduction
Cellular component (GO): cytoplasm; plasma membrane
Molecular function (GO): GTPase activator activity
Source: RefSeq, a predicted model, not a curated record